Molecule: messenger RNA, 3882 nt
Organism: Pseudocercospora fijiensis CIRAD86
Lineage: Eukaryota; Fungi; Ascomycota; Dothideomycetes; Mycosphaerellales; Mycosphaerellaceae
Product: ABC transporter, ABC-B family, MDR type
Exons: 4
Coding region: 1-3882 (1293 amino acids)
Biological process (GO): transmembrane transport
Cellular component (GO): membrane
Molecular function (GO): ATP hydrolysis activity; ATP binding; ABC-type transporter activity
Source: RefSeq, a predicted model, not a curated record
AUGUCUGUCGAUGCCGCACCGCCUCUGCAUCGACCACCCUCCAGAACUCGACCACUCGUCACAUCAGAACCUCUCCCCGACACCAAUGAUGCUCUCACUCCCGCCAGCCCCAGGAUAUGGCGAACGUGGGCAACGGCCUUCAACGGCACACUUCGCCAUCACCGCACAUACCUCAGCCUUUACGCCCCGCUGGAGUCGCUCGAGGAAAAGACAAUCGCGCUCGCCAGCGCUGUGCUCGCCGUCAUAGCAGGGGCGCCGCUCCCCAUCAUCGGCUACAUCUUCUCGCGCAUCAUCAACGAAUUCCCGCCAUCAGAACAGGCCUUGCACGAACGCCUGGUGCAGCUUCUUGGCGUUGCAGCGGGCUAUUUGGUCAUUACCGCCUUGUACAUGCUCGGCUUUGGCCUCACCUCCGAAAAUGUCUCCAUCAAGCUGCGCCAGCGACUGCUGGAUUGCCUCCUUCACCUGGACCAGGCAUAUCUCGAUACCCAUCAUGUGGAUGUCAGUGGAAUGCUGACCGACAAAAUGGACACCAUCCAAUCCGGCUGCUCGGAAAAGGUGGGCAUUUUCAUUCAGGCCAUUUCUUACUUUGUCUGUGCAUUCAUCGUCGCCUUCAUUCUCGAUGCAAAGCUUGCCGGCAUCCUGCUGGCAUCAGUCGUACCCGCAAUCGCGCUCAGCUUUGCCAUCCUUUCACCCCUCGUGUCGAAGCAGAGUCGAAAGCUCGCCCGACAGAAUGAGGAGGCAAGUAGCGUCGUUGAGAGCGCUCUCGGUGCGGUGAAAGUUGUGCAAGCCUUUGAUAUGAUCGGGGAGCUGUGCAGCAGACACAUGGAAUGCUUGCGAGUGUCGGCACAGACGAACGUGAAAAGGUCGAUCCUGGCGGCAGUGCAGGCCGGCGCCGUCUACUUCAUUGCAUACUCCGCAAACGCACUGGCAUUCUUUCUGGGAAGCCGUAGCACCACUCCAGGCAACUCGGGCACCGUCUAUGCGGUCGUCUUUAUUAUUCUGGAUGCAUCAUUCGUCGUUGGACAAUUUGCCCCAUUUCUCGACAUCUUCGCUCGAGCAGCAUCGGCAAACGCCGCCAUUCAACAUCUCCUGAACGUGCGCAGCGAUCCUGAGCGCUGCAUCACAUACCGCAAGACACACUAUAAGCCCGAUGUGGCAGGCCGCGAUAUCGUCAUGAAAGACAUUGUCUUCUCCUAUCCCGCUCGACCAUCCGUCCAGAUUCUGAGAAAUCUCGACCUGACGUUCCGGGCGGGAACAUUUACUGCUGUCGUCGGCACGUCGGGAGGGGGCAAGUCGACACUUGUGGCACUGCUUCUGGGCAUUUAUGACUACUCCGGCAAAAUUGAAUUCGGACAUGACGAUGCUCGGCUCAUCGAUCCAAGGCAUUUGCGUUCGCAAAUUGCAAUUCUAGAGCAGGACUCGAUUCUAUUCUCCGGUACCAUCUUUGACAACGUCUGUCACGGAAUCGUUGGUCACGACCUAUCUCACGAGGAGAAAGCUGCGCGAUGCUCUGAAGCCUUGAGGGCGGCCAAUGUCGACUUCCUCGGGCAGCUGCCGAAAGGCGUGCAUACCGAACUCGGAAACGAGAUUGAGCUCUCUGGAGGUCAGCGCCAACGAGUGUGUCUUGCGCGCGCUUUGAUCAAGCGUCCCUCAUUCCUCAUUCUCGACGAGCCCACCAGCGCAUUGGAUGCCAGGAACGAAUUGGCCGUCAUGGAUGCUGUCAAGCGCGUAGCAGCGAGUGGCACCACAGUCGUGAUGAUUGCCCACCGCCUAUCAACUACCUUGGACGCAGACCAUAUCAUUGUGAUGAGUGACGGCAAUGUUGUUGAACAAGGUACUCCGCGCGAUUUGUCGCACGAAGGCACCGUCUUUCGUGGACUGCUGGAUGCGCAGAAGACAGAGUUCAGUGGCGACGAAGACCAAGCUGAACAUGCCAAUCAGCUUUCUCUCGAGCACACAAAAUCGAACAGGUCCGGUGCAACAGCAAUGGGGUCCGAUACAAUUGCGGCCAACGAGGCUGUGGAACCCCAGCGGAUCGCAAAUCACAGCCUCUGGAUCCUGUGUAAACGCAUAAGCUCAAUCGUCAAACCAGAGGCGUGCAUCGUUCUAUUGGGUCUUUUCGCGUCCGCCGCAAGCGGUGGGAUAUUGUUGGGGCAAGCACUAAUCUUCGGCAACCUUAUAUCGCUUUUGAAUGGUGGCAUGACCCGAAGCUCUUACUACAGCACCGCUGACUUCUACUGCUUGAUGUUCUUCAUCCUGUCUCUCAUUGCGCUCAUCGCAUAUACAACAAGUGGGACUUUCUUUGGCAUCACUUCCCAUCGCAUGACGACCAGGAUCCAAACUCAGCUACUAUACAAGACCCUGCACCAAGACAUGCAAUGGUUCUCAGCGAAGAGCCGCUCAGUGCAAGCUCUAACAUCGUCCUUCGCGAAAGAUUCUGGUGAUCUCUCAGCGCUUGGUGGAGUUGCACUCGGAGCAAUAUUUACGAUUAUUGUCUCGGUGUUGGGCGGCAUCAUCCUGGCAUUGUGCAUCGCCUGGAAAAUCGCGAUAGUCUUGCUGGUUGCGGUACCCAUCAUGCUGCUUUCUGGGUGGUCCAGGCUUCGACUCCUGACUGCAUCGGAGAUGCAGCAUCGAGAAGCUUACACCGAAGCCACGAGCCUUGCAGCGGAGUCCUGUCGACACCGCCGUACGGUGACUGCUCUCUGCCUCGAGAAUUAUGCCCUCGACGACUAUCGACGCUCGCUCGAAGCCCCCUUCCGCAAGAUUCGUCUCUACGUCUACUCCUGUAACACUCUUCUGGCAUUUUCGUUUUCCAUCACAUAUUUUGUGUACGCAUUGGCAUACUGGUGGGGCGCGAGACAGGUAAGAAAUGGAUCCUACACAUCGACAGAUUUUUUCAUCGUUCUCCCGGCGCUACUCUUCUCCGCGCAAUCCGCCGCACAGUUCUUUGCACUCAGCCCCGAGGUGGCUCGAGCCAAAACAGCUGCUCGCAAUGUCUUCACUUUGCUGGAUGCAAACCCUAACAUCAUGCGUCCUUCCACACACGACGCAGUCUCCGUUAUGAGCUCCACGACACACUCACUCGACAAGGUCAAUGGUGGCGAGAAGGGCUCAACCAGAGACGCACCGAGUGAUCAACCACCAAAGCUGGAAUUCCGCAAUGUGACUCUCUCAUAUCCAAACGGUUCCCGGCCAGCGCUUCAAGAUGUGUCGCUGGAAGUACCUCGGGGUCACACGUUUGCUUUCGUCGGACCCUCGGGGGCGGGCAAAACUUCUGCCAUGGCGAUGAUUGAGCGAUUCUUUGACCCCACAGAGGGUAGCGUCCUGUUCGACGGCAUUGAUUUGCGUGAUAUGGACGUCAAAACCUUGCGAAGCCAUAUGGGGCUCGUGUCACAAGAUGCAGACCUGUUCAGCGGGUCAAUACUCUACAACAUCAAGCUCGGUGCUCCGUGUGGAGGCUUGGUGUCGGACGAUGAAGUGCAUCAAGCAUGCAAGAAGUGCGGACUACACGACUUCAUCAUCAGUCUACCCGAUGGCUACAACACUGAGUGCGGCAGCAACACCUCGUCGCGACUCAGUGGCGGACAGAAACAGCGUCUGGCCAUCGCCCGAGCUCUGGUCCGCAACCCCGAGGUUUUGCUUUUAGAUGAACCCACAGCAUCUCUAGAUGCUCAUAGCGAGGCUCAUGUCCAGGCCGCACUGGCAGAAGCAGCCAAAGGUCGCACGACCGUCAUUGUGGCUCACCGACUGGCGAGCAUACAACACGCCGACUGCAUUUGCGUUUUCGAUGGCGGCAGGGUGGUCGCCCAAGGCACGCACUCGGAACUGGUCGCUCAAGGCGGGUUGUACGCUAGUAUGGCCAAGGCCCAAUCUCUUGCUUGA